Messenger RNA from Andrographis paniculata, 2962 nucleotides. RefSeq names its product kinesin-like protein KIN-14S. Gene Ontology annotation, biological process: microtubule-based movement. The transcript is spliced from 13 exons. Lineage: Eukaryota; Viridiplantae; Streptophyta; Magnoliopsida; Lamiales; Acanthaceae. The record is from RefSeq and is a predicted model, not a curated record. Bases 127 to 2613 code for a protein of 828 amino acids. Gene Ontology annotation, molecular function: ATP binding; microtubule motor activity; microtubule binding.
GAAUGUUAAUAAAUGCCAGAUCUUCUUUCCGACCGUUAAAUCGUUUAUUUUCAUCUCCCUUUCUAAGCGCUCGGACUUCUGCAAUUUUGCACACAGAUUUUGAGUCGAUCAAGAAGGCGAAGAUUGAUGGCAGCAAUCGUCGAUGAUCGAACCCUAGAAAAAUUAUGUUCAAGUUUCGAUAAUGCUAUCAAUUUAUCUCAACACCACGCAGAAAUUGUCGCCGUCGCUCACGAUUUGAACGCUCCUAUGCAAGAAUCUGAAUCUGGGGAAACUGAAGGAAUUUCUUGUUCAGUGGAUAAGUAUUGUGCGUCUAAUUCUUCUGAAGAAACGUAUGAGAUCCAGACUACAUCAAAAUUUCUGAAAAUAGAAAAUCUCAACAACUCAGUGCAGGUUCUUAAGAAGGAACGUGAUCGUCUUCGCAAUGAAGUGAAGAGCAUCUUUAAUUCAUUUCCUGAUGUUGAAGCUUUCACUGCUCUGCAACAUAUGAGCGAAGAACAUGAACUUCUGAGAAAUAAAUGCCAAGAAGAGUGCGGGGUACUGAAGAAGAAGUAUCUUGAAGAAUGCUAUGAAAGAAAGAAACUCUACAAUGAAGUGAUAGAACUCAAAGGAAAUAUCAGGGUCUUUUGCAGGAACAGGCCGCUGAAGGAAGAUGAGAUUGCGAAUGGGUCGACUUCGGUUCUUGAUCAUGAUUCAUGUCAGGAGAAUGAGUUACAAAUCAUUUGUUCGGAUUCUUCCCGGAAGCAAUUCAAAUUUGAUCAUGUAUUCAGACCUGAGGACGAUCAAGAGGCUGUCUUUCUUCAAACUCUGCCAGUAGUUACCUCUGUCUUGGAUGGAUACAAUGUGUGCAUAUUUGCUUAUGGGCAAACUGGCACCGGGAAGACAUACACCAUGGAAGGAACACAUGAAAAUCGGGGAGUAAACUAUAGGACUCUUGAGGAGCUCUUCAGAUUAAUUGAGAAGAGAAGCAGUAUUAUAAAAUAUGAAUUGUGUGUUAGCAUGCUUGAGGUUUACAAUGAAAAGAUAAGGGAUCUUCUCAUUGACGACUCGAACCAACCUGACAAAAGGUUGGAGAUAAAACAAUCAGCUGAGGGCACUCAAGAAGUCCCCGGACUUGUCGAAGCGCGUGUUUACAAUACAGAAGAGGUUUGGCGCCUGCUCAGAGCAGGAAGUCAGGCAAGAUCCGUCGGAUCCACUAAUGCUAACGAGCUUAGCAGCCGGUCUCACUGCUUGUUGCGGGUCACCAUUGUAGGCGAAAAUUUAGUAAACGGGGUAAGAACAAGAAGCCAUUUGUGGCUAGUUGAUCUAGCAGGAAGCGAGCGGGUUAGUAAGACUGAAGUUGAAGGAGAAAGAUUAAAAGAAUCUCAGUUUAUAAACAAAUCCUUAUCGGCGUUGGGCGAUGUCAUCUCUGCACUUGCAUCGAAAACAUCCCAUGUUCCUUACAGGAACUCAAAACUCACACAUUUGCUCCAAAGUUCUCUAGGAGGGGACUGUAAAACAUUGAUGUUUGUUCAAAUUAGUCCAAAUGCAGCUGACUUAGCAGAAACUCUUUGCUCGUUGAAUUUCGCCAGCCGUGUUCGAGGAGUCGAGCAUGGACCUGCACGAAGACAGACGGAUCAUGGAGAGCUUCUAAAAUACAAACAGCUUGUUGAGAAAGCGAAACAUGAUGAGAAGGAAACAAAAAAGUUGCAGGACAAUGUGCAAUCCUUACAGCUAAGGCUGACUGCCAGAGAAAGUGUUUGCAGAAAUCUGCAAGAAAAGGUUCGCGAGCUCGAAAACCAGUUAGCCGAGGAGAGGAAGAUAAGAUUGAAACAGGAAAACCGAGCAUUGGCUACAUCGACUUCAAUGGACAAAAAACCUCCCUUAGCUCCAUCAAAAUUAAGGCCUCCUCUCCGAAAAAUUACAAACAACAUCCCUGUUCCAUCCCCGGCUCCCACACUAAAGAACACCAUGUCUAUUCUCCCUGCUGUGAACGAAGAACGCAAAGAGGAUGGAUUAUUCCCUUUAUCUCUAAACGAAAGGAAGGAGAAAUCGAGCUUACAAGCAAGGCGAGGCUCGAUAGCCAUGAGACCACCACCACCUCCUCCAGCAACAACAACAGGUCAUCAAACUUUUCUUCGUCCGAGAAGAAGAGCUUCUGUGGCAACUCUACAAGCAAGGCGAGGUUCGAUAGCCGUGAGGCCACUUCCUCCCCCUCCAGCAACAACAACAGGUGAUCAAACUUUUCGUCCGAGAAGAAGAGCUUCUGUGGCAACUCUCCAGCCUGAAUUGAACUCAACAAUGAAACAAGCUCCAUCAGAAGGCUCAUCAUCAUCGAUCCAGCCGAGAAUCAGACGAUUCGUGGGCAGGCAAUCGUAUGUGUGGGAUCCGCAAAAGUUGUGGCGAACAUCAAGAGUGCCUUCACCACUUCAGCAGCAGCAGCAGCAACCAUUGAAUGAAUUGACAUCGGUUGGAUUGCCUAGUGCGGCGAGUAGUAGUAAGUUCAGAGGAAGCCCGCCUUCGCAAUGGAAGCCGACGCAUCCGACGGUGGUGGCGCUGCAGAGGAAGAAACAGUUGGUUUGGAGUCCAUUGAAAUUGAAAGCCAUGAAGAGCAAGAGGAAUUCAUUGAUGUACUAGUCAUAAUAUUACACAGGUAUGUUUUUUUUUUUUUUUGCCUCAAUACUUAAUCAUCAUGCUGAUGGUUUCUUUCAUUAUUCAUCUUUUAGGAAUUAAUGAUGCUUUUCGAAAAACCAAUUGCCUUAUCUUUCUUGUGAGUAUUUUGGUUCUUUUGUUACUGCAAAUUUGAUGGAAAUUUCAUAUGUUUUGCAUGGGGGAUUUCAUAAAUACAACACGGGCGUGUUUAUUGGAAAUAUGGCCGUGUUUUAGUCUGACUCGGUUCUUUUACACAUAGGAUAAGUGGUCGGACACGUCAGCAGUUGGUCUGUCAAAGAGUGGGAGUGGGGUCGAAACUGAUAUGUAGUAUAUA